CAUAACGAAUCAGGCAACAGUAGGGAAACCUAAAGGGAGAAAUAACAACUAGCUACUUUAUAUACACGCUUCCAAACAACACCGAGCUUUAUUUGUGUUAGGUAGACAUUGGUGUGUUGAGUUAUAGAGUAACAUGUUGAAUUAGAGAGAGAUUUGUGGAGUGACAAGGAGGAGAAAGUACCUUUAACUACACCAGGCUGCGUUUCUGGUUUCACCACACAACACCAGGCGCAUCACUUUCCCUCGCCCCCUCUUGUCUGUUCUGUGUGGUCAUGACGCGGUCCCACUUCGCCACAAGUGCCCUUAUCCUACUGGUCGUCCUGUUUGGACUCACCCUAACCCUCCCACUCACUGCCUCCGUGGCGACCGAGACACACAGCCCCAGCGACAGCCAUGCUCCUCCCCCUCUUGGGCUUAGGCUACCCGAGGGAGAGAAUGAAGCGAGGAAGGGCGGACUUCCACAGAGAGAGAGGGCAGAGGAGGAGGAGGAAGAGGAGGAUGAGCUUUUUGGAGACAUGGACCCCAAAACGUUAGCAGCCGUUCUGCUGGAGGCGAUGAAUAAGCCGUACGGGGAGAGGAGGAACGGCGGUGUGGAGGAUAGGAGGAAGGAAAAGGAGAGAGGAGAGGAGGAAAAUGAGGGAGAGAGGCAGGAGGAGGAGAAGGAGAAGGGAGAGGAGGUGAGAGCUGUAUUGGAUGAGGGAGCAGACCGAAACAGGGACGGUCGCGAGGAGCUUGAGCUGGUUAUGGCGGCCGCUGCGGCGCAGGGCAAGGAGGAACGAGAGAGGGAUGAGGAGGAGGAGAGGAAGAGAGUGCAGGAGGAGGAGGAAAGACUAACAGAAAAAGUGACUAGCCGCACCACCAGCCAGACAAUUCCUGUAAAGGAGGAACAACCUCCGGCAGAAGGAGAAAGAGGGGAGGAGGUGGGAGUGCAGGAAGUGGGGGCUAGAGAGGAUGCGCAGCAGGGACCUCCCACCUCACAGGAGACCCAGCAAGAGGAGCAGCUAAGUCCAGAGGAAGUGCAGAACCUCCAGAGCAUGUUGGAGGAACUACAGAACUACAACACAGCUAACAAGAGAGAGAGGGAGUCCCAGGCCCAGGAGCAGAGAGGGAGGGAGAGCAGGGGCUACAGCCAAGAUGACACAGACCAAGCCCUGAUCCACAACCAGAUAAAACCCAAAGCUAAAGGAUACCCCCGAGCCAUGUCGAAGAAGCUCAAAUGGCAAGAGGAGAUGCAGAAAGCCCUGAACAUGCCCACUUAUAGAGGAGGCAACUUCAUGGACGACUUUGACAAUAAUCUGGCUCGCCCGGCGGCUGAGGAGGAGGAUGAUGAUGAUGAUGAUGAGGAAAUGCUGAGCCCCGAGGAGGAAGAGAGGAGGGCUAAGGAGGAGCAGGAGGAGGUCAGGAGGCAGGCGGCCGAGGCGCAGAGGGCCAAAGCCGAGGAGGAGAAGUUGGCAGACAUCGCCUCGGACAUGCUCCUGCAGUACAUGGUCAAACAGGACAAAGGAAAGUACCAGAACAAGAAGACCCUGCUGUCCAACGCAGCAGAGGACAAGCGCUCUGACGAGGAGGUCAGCGAGGAUGAUGAUAUUGAUGCUCAGACCAUCGAUAAGCUCAUCGAGAUGUCCAGUAAGCUCCACCUCCCCGCGGACGAUGUCGUUGACAUCAUCAGCGACGUCGAGAAGAAGAAGAAGAAAGACGCUCCCGAGACAUUACCCUGGCAACGACCCCUGCAAAGACCCCUGGUUUACCCGGCAGCCAAAGCCAUUGAUGCCCAGCCUUCACCCCCCCGCUACCCCACCCUGAAGCAGCCUCUCCCAGCCAUCAACCCCCUCAAGGCCUGGUUCAAGGACAAAUCCUCCAUCAAACCCUCAAACCAAGACCAAAACCUCUGGAUCAAACCUCAACAGAAGUCCUUUAGGACUUCCUCCAACUACCCUACCUAUCCCUUCUACCAACAGAAGCCCUAUCGAGGCUACUACCCAAUUUACUUCCCCCCUCCCAAGCCCAAGCCCCGCUACUACGCCAAGCCAUCCUUCACGCUCAACGACCUCUUGUCGAAUUCUCUGGACUACGACUUUGACUUCCCCCCCAAGAGGAGGUACCGUCCCUGGGUACAGCCACGCCCGAGGAAGCCCCCUGCGGCACUCCGGCGGAACCUCUACUACCCAAAUUACUCCAACUACCCCAACUACCUCCUCCCCCCACACCCCAGGACAUACAACCCCCUACCCGUCCCCAUGCCUAAACCUCGCUCGUCCCCAUCCAGGGGUCAGGUUCAGCCUCGCCAUCGGCAUGGUUACUAUUACCAAGCACCCUCAGCUCCUUUGGUGACCCGGGACCAAGAUUACUAUGGGAUGCAGGGGAUAGGGAUGGGGCCGCAGCAGCAAGAUAGCGACGAAGACCUGGAGAACUACAUUCAACAGGUCUUUAUGAAACCCAGGCCUAGGAUGUUUCAGUAAAAGGAGAGGAAAGAGAGAGAGGGGGCGGGAAGGAGGGAGGGAGGGGAAAAAGGGAGGAAGAGGGAACAAUGGAAGAAGAAAAAAAUUCACAGCUUACUUUUGAUUUCGUUUUUUCGGGUUUUGUCUUUGUCUGUCUCUUUAAAAUGUACAGUUCGAUUUUUGUCAAGGAAAGAGCAACACAAAAAUGACAUUUAGCUUUUUUUGAAUAGAGUAAAAACAAACUUGCAGAUAGAAAAGAGAGGGAGGUCAGGAGGACACACAUCCAUGCAUUCCUCCUGCCCUUUGGAAGAUGAAACUGAAGCUGUUGUCCAAAAUGACUGAAAGAGGGGCACAAAACCAACCACAUACAGAACUAUAGACUCAUCACAUCAUCCUGGAUUUCUGGAAAAUAUGAGGGAGCAUCGGCAUCAUUCAGAAGACAUUAAACAUAGAGGGGGAAUCGCAAAUGGCACCCUAUUCCCUAUGUAGUGCGAUACUUUUGACCAGGGUCCAUAGGGCUCUGGUCCAAAGU
Molecule: messenger RNA, 2970 nt
Organism: Coregonus clupeaformis (lake whitefish)
Lineage: Eukaryota; Metazoa; Chordata; Actinopteri; Salmoniformes; Salmonidae
Gene: vgf
Product: VGF nerve growth factor inducible
Exons: 2
Coding region: 273-2459 (728 amino acids)
Molecular function (GO): neuropeptide hormone activity
Source: RefSeq, a predicted model, not a curated record